This is a messenger RNA of Clupea harengus (Atlantic herring), 2880 nucleotides long. RefSeq names its product RAB33B, member RAS oncogene family a (gene rab33ba). Gene Ontology annotation, molecular function: GTP binding; GTPase activity. Gene Ontology annotation, biological process: Rab protein signal transduction. The record is from RefSeq and is a predicted model, not a curated record. Lineage: Eukaryota; Metazoa; Chordata; Actinopteri; Clupeiformes; Clupeidae.
CGAUUCCGGCCGGACUCUUAUUCUAUCGUAAAUUCUCGCGAUAAAGCCCCAUCCCAUACGUGGCUUCAGACAUAAACAGGGCAGUGUGAGUCCCUUGGAAUGCAUCAGCAAAAUGAAGAUUCAAGCAAAUCAGGGCAAGUAACUGUAAAUAUCUCUCUCUAACUGUAAAUAAAGGGAUAGAGCUGGGCAAUUGUUGAUAUUAUGAAUUUCGUGAAGGCCUACAUUAUUUCUGGGUCUCUUAUGUCAGUCGUUUGAAUCGUUAGUGUAUGUUUAGAUAGCUAGGAUCAAGCAGUUGUUAAGCUAAGGCUAGCCAGCAAGCUUUGAGACCAUAGUUAACCAGCCAGCUGGAUCCUAUUUAGGUGACGUUAUUUACUCAGUGUCGGUCGGAUAUAACUGGAUUUUGGGACAACAUUAUGGCAGAUGUAGAGUCCUCUCUCGAAUUUACCACCUCGCUGGGCUCUCUCCCUCCCCCUCGAACGCGGAUAUUUAAGAUCAUCGUAAUCGGAGACUCUGGGGUUGGCAAGACUUGCCUCACCUACCGCUUCUGUGCGGGCAAGUUCCCGGAGAAAACCGAGGCAACCAUUGGAGUGGAUUUUCGGGAGAAACUUAUCGAGAUUGACGGCGAAAAAAUCAAGGUGCAACUGUGGGACACGGCGGGCCAGGAGCGCUUUAGAAAGAGCAUGGUACAGCACUACUAUAGGAACGUCCACGCCAUCGUUUUCGUCUACGACAUCACCAAUGCCGUCAGCUUCCGGAGCCUUCCGUCAUGGAUUGAGGAGUGCAAGCAGCACUCGCUGGGCCAGGAGGUGCCCCGCAUCCUGGUGGGCAACAAGUGCGACCUGCGCCAUGCUGCCCAGGUGGGCACCGAGGCGGCGCAACAGUUUGCCGACUUGCACUCCAUGCCGCUGUUCGAGACGUCUGCCAAGAACCCGAGCCACGCCGACGGUGACAGCCACAGCAGCAACAGCGACCACGUGGAGGCCAUCUUCAUGACCGUGGCGCACAAACUGAAGUCCCAGAAGCCCCUGAUGCUCAGCCAGCCUGCCGGCGCCCAGAACACGGUAACGCUUCAGAGUCGGAGAGAGGAGGAGGAGAAGGGGGGAUGGAACUGCAGCAGCUGCUGAGGAAUAGAAAAGAGGAGGAAUGAGAGGGGGGAAGGUGGGGGCUUAAUGGGUUGACAAAAACAAUGGGUUUGCUUCUUGUAAUGGUCAGUAUAGAAAGAUGAGGUAGACCUGAUGUGGUGAUUUGAAUAGCUUGCCUGUUUAAAGCAUAUCAGAGGUUUGUAGUUGGAGAUUGCACACACCAGGCAACAUACUUUAAUGGAGUAUGGUAGCCAUCCGCUGGGUUUGGUUUACACACACACACACACAUACACCAUAACCAACAUUAUAUUGCACUUCCUGUCAUGAAAGGAAGUAAUUCAUAAAGGGAACUAGUUUGCAUUGACACUCCAGCAAUGGUCAGGAAACGGCCUAUGACGCGGGUCACCGUGUCUCUUGGUCCUCAUGCACAUCAAACGUUGGAUAUCCCCAUCUCAGAGGGAUAUUAUCUGUGUGCCUGUGUUUCUGAGGUCAACUGUGCAUUUGGACAUUCUCCCAUGUGGUGGUUACAUCCAACCCCCAUCAAAAAGUGAAAUUUCGUGACGCAGAAGAUGUACUGGCAGUAGUUGAAAAUUGCAAAAACGUGUGUUUGUGUAUGCACUGUAUGUUUUGGUACUACCAAGGUAGUAGUCAUAUCUCACACCAGUAACGUGUCUCUCGGAUCAGGUCAUGUGUCUUUUGAACUGUAAACUGUAUAGCUAUAGUGAGCCGCUUAAAGGGACAAAAAAAUACAUGCUUAAUGCUUAGCAAUGUAAAAAGGAAAAGUAUAACCAACCACAGACCUCUUGUGCUGCACAGCUUUCAUGCACGUCUGACUGUCAGAAAUAUCAGGACAAUAUUCACCUGUAGUCCAUCCCUCCCAAAUUACUCCCUCACUCUGUGUCUGUGUAUGUGUGUGUGUGUGUGUGUGCAAUAACUGUUUGCCUUCUCCUAAUGAUUUAACACACCAUAGCUUGCAUGUUGAAUACGAAGAAACAGGCACUCAAAUAGCAUCUUCACGUUCAGCAACUUCAAUAUUAUUGUCACAGCCGGUUCUGUGGCAAGUUGGUCCUAGUGACGUAAAUAGUGAUGUAAAUACUGUCCUUUUUUGUUUGUUGAAUUUCAAACAAAAUCUACGACCGGGCAGAAAUUGGCUGGUGUAUUUCUGUGUGCUGUGAUUCAGCAGACCACGUUAGGGGACUUUAAAUGAGGAAAACGUAAUCUACUGCCACCGUGUAAACGAAAUGAAAGUAGGCCUCCGCCAUAUCUUUUAAGUUGAAAUAUAAACACUAAAGUACACUUCAUUUUAUCCAUACAUUUUGUUUUUGUUAGAACAACAUAAAUGCAAAUGUUAAGUAUUUCCUGAGUUGUAUCAUACAUAUCCUCAUAUUGUAUUUCAACUGAAAGUGUCCUUUUUGUUUUGAUUUCCAAUAUAUAUGCCUUUUACUUUAGGUUGCCUUAUGAGUUUGGCCACCCAUUUUUACCUUAGUUUUGUAAACCUUGAUUAAAAUACUUUUAAAUUACUAUACCAGGAUGCUUCUGGGCACCGUUAUGUAUGUUAAGAUUUCAAUCCUAAACUCCCACUGAGACUUGAAGAAAGUGUCAUUUUAAUAUGUCAUUGAGACAUAAACCAAAGCCCAACGUCUCACAGUUGGGUGGGAGAGGAGGCUGACAAGCUCUGGUCAGAGCUUUGGGAAAAGAGGGGGAAAACGGAAGGAAUGACUUUACUGCAAUGGUUUACUACUACGUGUGAUGAAACCUCUAUAACCUUGCAAUAAAGUAAUUAAAGCAUUUCAACACA